AUGCAAGAUGUUCUCGGUCAAAACUUUUAUAAUAUUCAAUUGGAAAUACGUAAAUGGUUUCCUUUUGUUUGUAUCGCAAUUCUUUGUUUAACAGCUUUAAUUCUUUUUUCUUUACAAUUAAUUCAAAAAGGACAUUUUAAAUGGUCUGACAAUAAUAAACAAUCAACUAAAUUAUUCUUAUUACUUCUCUGUAGAGCUAUUUUAUUUAUUGUUUGUGUUCACAUUCCUCUUUUAGAAUUACCUUUAGUUAUGAAAACUGCUUUUCCUGAUAGACGUUCUUCUAAUAAAUUGGAUGUUUCAAAGUCUUUUUUUAAUUUUGAAAAAAAAAAUAUUUUUUAUUUGUUUAAAAGAAUUCCAAAUGAACAAAGAUUUCUUCAAGAAAUUUUAAUUCGAAUUUGGCAAUCUCUUUUAAUUGGAUUGUUUGAGCCUUUAUUGGAUGCCUUCUUUCUGCCCCAAUUUCCUGCAGAAAUUUGUGCUUUCUUUAAUUUACAUGAAGUAAAUAUGUAUAUUAUUUAA
This is a messenger RNA of Meloidogyne enterolobii, 516 nucleotides long. Lineage: Eukaryota; Metazoa; Nematoda; Chromadorea; Rhabditida; Meloidogynidae. The record is from the annotation of a GenBank genome assembly.